GUUCCUCGAUUCGCAAUUGAGAUCGCAAAAAUAACUUGACCGCUGCACAACAGACGCUGAUAGUGAGAUUGAAUAUCUACUCUGCACUUGUUUGACUAGCGUGAACGUCUUAUCUGACUUGUUCCUGGGUGUACAUACAUGUAGAACAAUAUUACCUCUCCACGCCGCCUGUGACAUUCCCAAUUCUGUGAGGUCAACUUUUCCCAGUGUCGAAUAUCCUGUCUCGGUGUGUGGAGAAACAAUCGCUUUCAGUCAGGGGUAAUUCUCGCAACGCUCACAUGCCCGAUGUCUAAGGAGUUAAUAGCUGUUUUUUAGCAACGUUUGACACGAGUGAUUUGUGUUGCUGUAAAUGAAAACUUAUGCUUGUAAUGGUGAGGACAUUCAUGUAGGAUAUUCCGUGGACCGCCGCAGAGAAUCUUCGGGACUCCCUGGCUCACCUUCUCUCUAUCACAAAUGGCGUAGUGCACUACUUACUGUGAUUCGCAAUACCUCCUUGUGACAUCAUGAAGAAACGUCUAGUUCAAGCCACUGGUCUGGCUAUGCUGGCAAGUGUGGUCACUUUCUGUUUGCUCAACGGAUACCUAAACGAUCACAAAAAUGUCCCGGCGACAAGCCCUCGUCACAUUGGCCGUGUUCACCAAUCGUCCGAGACAACACUAUCAAGACUCACAUUCCAACACCAAGCAUUUAACCAAAGCAACACUGAAGUGGAUUCUGACAUCAUAACAGAACAGAGCACAACCAAACACAGUACCCGACAUCUUCUGCUGACGUUUGAGCCUUAUGGCCGUCUGGGCAACGCCAUGUUCCAGUACGCUGGCCUUUUAGGCAUUGCCAAAAUGAACAACAGGACUCCUUUUGUCCUUCCGGGCUCCGUGCUGACUAGAAAUUUUAAUUUGUCCAACGUGAAGAGUGUUGCUCAUCUUGAAAGAUGGCUACAUUUAGGGGAGCCCAGAUACGCCGCAUAUAACCCAGCUUUUAAAAAUCUUCCUGAAGAAAAUCUGGUUCUUCAGGCGUAUCUUCAAUCGUACAAAUAUUUCUAUAACAUUUCCAGUGAAAUAAAGCGGGAAUUCCACUUCCUGGAUCGCACGGACAAAGCGGCGAGGAAGCUGGUUACGUCAUCAAUGCCUUCUGGGGGUGAUUGGAUUACCGUCGGUGUGCAUGUCCGGAGGGGAGAUAAACUGACUCGGAAGGAGUUGACGCUAGGCGAAGUGAUACCGACUCGGUCCUACUUUCGCAAGGCCAUGGAUUGGAUGAGAGACAAACAUGGUCACGUAGUGUUUCUGGUCGCGACAGACGAUACAGUGUGGACCAAAGCCAACGUUCUGGGUUCUGAUGUUGUCCUUUUGCCUUUGGCUUCUGCAGACGUGCAUAUGGCAGCUCUAUCCAAGUGUAACCACGUCAUAAUGUCUGUGGGAACGUUUGGCUGGUGGGCUGGAUAUUUCUCCGACGGUGACGUCAUCUACUUCAACACCACCAUGAAGACGGGCUCUCCCAAAUCACGAGGCACUGUCGGGCUCACUUUUCAACAAAUGAACUGACAGCUACUGAAGAAAGUUCCUUUUGGCAACUCUGAGGAGUUUAUGAACAACCACGUCAACAAAUAGUUGCAGUAGGGAACUUUACCACGUCUUUGUUUUGAUCUUCUACAUAAAUCCAGCUAGAAAGAGAGCCGUGCGCGAGUUAAUUUGUUAAUGUUGACACGCUGGUUCCAAAUUUGAUAUCAGGUUGACGAUAGAACGUAGUUAUAAAUACAUGUAAAAGUUUAUAAACGAGAUUUUUGGAGGGGCGCAGGUGUUUCGAUACCAUAGUCAAUACCAUCACGACUAGGCAUUCUCUUGGCACAGUUGCUGUUCCCCGGAUGAUUUUUCCCCCUGGUUUUGAAAGGUCAGUCGGUGUUUCCCGGCUCUCCGAAAAUAUUAUGUUGCCUUACUUCCAGAGCAUGCCUUUUUUAUCACCCUCGUUCUUCUUCACUAUCACAAUGGUAUUGUGCUUCUUUCGGGUAAACUAUGUUUCUCUUUUUCUUUACCUAUAACAAAAAGGGAACCACAGAUAAACGUAUUCAAUUUGAUCAGUGGUAAUCCCUAUUCUUUUCAAGAGAACAGGAUGGUGAUUCGUCUGAUGAAUCUCAGACUAAUUUCCACAUGAACUGUAAAUAGAGGUGCAUUUAAAUGUAUAUUACGCCCCCAAUGUUGGCAAUUUUUAAAAUUCCACAACUAAUGUUUAAUUUUCAAUAUCUAGCAUGACUCUAAAACGCCAAACUAAAAUAAGCACUAGUCAUGGACGAAAGUCAUCAAUUCAAUGUCUCUUUUCACACUACAUCAUGUCUGUUGCAAUUUACAUUGUGGCGUCAUUCUGAUUCAAUCACAUCAUUCAAUGAUCAUCACUAUUCUGCAUUUAUUCAUUUUUCAAACUUGUUUUUUAAAUACCUUUGUGCCUAAAAAUUAGAUUAUCAUAAAAAAAAACAUUUUGUGGAUUCACUGCCUCUUUCAAAAUAUAAGAUUUCUGGCGCCCUUUCCUGUAGUGAAUAAAAGGGAAAUUACAAAAGAUGCCCUUUUGCGGAUUUUAAUUUCAUGGGUAAUUUCCCUUGGUUCCUAAACGUAACUUUCUUAUAAUAAUAAUAAUUGCAUUUAUAUAGCGCAUAUCCAUGCUCAAGAGUUUGCUCUAGGCGCUUUACAACUAUUAUUACCCCAGCAGACCCUCUGAGAACACCCAGAAACAUUCUCAGCUUCCGCGGAAGCAUACAGUGCAAGCAAUAACAUAUUCACAUUUUUCAGCCUCAAUUUCUGCGCAAGAGGCAAUGCAAAAGAGGGAGAAGUAUGAAAAUAUAAUAUAUUUUGUUAGAAAUGAGAAUUCAUCAUGAAGGGACCACACUGUAUCUGUGUUUAAGUUACCUUUGUUUUGCGAAUUAACAAUUUUAUAGUGUAAAAUAAAGCACAAACAAAGCAAU
Messenger RNA from Aplysia californica (California sea hare), 2950 nucleotides. RefSeq names its product galactoside alpha-(1,2)-fucosyltransferase 2. NCBI's taxonomy places the organism in Eukaryota, Metazoa, Mollusca, Gastropoda, Aplysiida, Aplysiidae. The transcript is spliced from 5 exons. Gene Ontology annotation, biological process: carbohydrate metabolic process. The record is from RefSeq and is a predicted model, not a curated record. Bases 504 to 1541 code for a protein of 345 amino acids. Gene Ontology annotation, cellular component: membrane. Gene Ontology annotation, molecular function: galactoside 2-alpha-L-fucosyltransferase activity.